AUGGCAGAGAUAUGUGACCCCAAGGAGCCAGAGGAGAAGACAUGGACGGGGCCAGUAUUGGUUGAGCGAGAUCUUGGACUACUGCGCAGAUUAAGGAACUCACCAGGGUGUCUGACUUGGCCCCUCCUUCUGCUGCUGCUCUUCGUCUCAUUGGGUUUCUUCAUGCUCCUGGUGACCACCCUGGUUCAAGUUUCCAGGAUCCACCAGUCUCUGCAGAGAGAGAGAGAGACCAGCAGGAGACCCACAGCCCAGGAGAAGAUACAAUCAAGCCUGGAUAAGUUCCUGCAGCAGAUGACCUGGAUGAAUGCCACCCUGGCUGGCCUGUGCCAUCCCUGCCCCUGGCAUUGGGAAUUCUUCCAGGGAAGAUGCUACUUAUUCUCCCAGACCCAGAGUGACUGGAAAUCCUCUCUCUCCGCCUGUAAGGACAUUGGGGCCCAGCUGGUUAUCAUCAAUAGCACUGCGGAGCAGAAAUUCCUGAAGUCUUGGUAUGUCAGAUAUAAUAAAGCCACCUGGAUUGGCCUCAGUGAUGACACCAAUGAAGGUUCCUGGCAAUGGGUGGACAACAGCCCCCUCCAACUCAGCUUCUGGAAAGAAGGAGAACCCAACAAUCACGGAGAUGAAGACUGUGCAGAAUUGCACAACGAUGGCUGGAAUGAUAGCAAAUGUACGGUAGAAAACGCCUGGAUCUGUGAGAAGCCCUCGUCUCCCUGCCCCAUGCUCUGAGGGCCACUGCCCAGCCUCCUACUCCCCAUCAGCAGAGAAUAGGCAACAGGCCCUCAGCUGGUUUCCCUUUGGCUCCACCCUCUUCCAUCUUUACCCUUUGG
Sus scrofa (pig) is the source of this 824-nucleotide messenger RNA. It is a transcript of the gene CD209, whose product is annotated as CD209 molecule. The record is from RefSeq and is marked provisional. NCBI's taxonomy places the organism in Eukaryota, Metazoa, Chordata, Mammalia, Artiodactyla, Suidae.